Pseudomassariella vexata is the source of this 1492-nucleotide messenger RNA. RefSeq names its product S-adenosyl-L-methionine-dependent methyltransferase. Gene Ontology annotation, molecular function: methyltransferase activity. The transcript has 7 exons. The record is from RefSeq and is a predicted model, not a curated record. Bases 415 to 1323 code for a protein of 302 amino acids. Lineage: Eukaryota; Fungi; Ascomycota; Sordariomycetes; Amphisphaeriales; Pseudomassariaceae.
CUAAGCAGUAGCGUUGGAGCAGGCCCAGCCGAGCCAACGUUCCGCAUGUAGCAGCACCCAAAUUCGCUUGCUGGAGAGGGUGGGCGGCGGACCCUUCUGGGAUGUAUUUGUGACCAACUAUAUAAAUGGGACUCCCGAACCCGAUGAGUUGGUUCCUCAGACCGGCAUAAGGCAAACCUGUCUGCCGGAUUUAAACGGCCCGCCGUAUUUGACCACUUACAACCUUGAUUUGGAGGAUGUCCGAUAGCUCGGUAGAUGGGAGCUGUGCCGCCGCGCAGCUUGAGGUGGACAAGGAUGAAGUACAACAACAACCGGUAGCGGGGGGACAUGCUUUGGACAACCACGACGACGACGACGACGACGACGAUGGCUAUUCGAUGGCGACGAGCGGGUCGUUGACUUCGCUCAAGAUGCAUGUUUAUGAUAAUGGGAGAAGGUAGGUCCAUGGUCCAUUCAUUCAGUUUGGUGGAUGCCCAAUUAAAUAAACCCACUUGGCAUAAAUAUCACGGCUACCAGCAAGGCAAGUACUUACUGCCCAACGACGACAUUGAACAAGGGCGCGAGGCCAUUCAGUACGACGGUACGCAGCUGGUCAUGGGGGGCGCCUUGUACCACUCCCCCAUCGGUCCAAGCCUGCGCAAGGUAUUGGACAUAGGGACUGGGCUAGGGACUUGGGCCAUUGAUAUGGGCGAUCAUUUCCCGGAAGCCAAGGUUUUGGGGUUGGAUUUGUCGCCAAUUCAACCGUCAUAUGUUCCUUCUAAUGUUGAUUUCCAAGUUGACGAUGUAGAGCUGGACUGGGUUAUCGACUCAGACUGGGAUUUCAUACAUAUGCGCAAUGUCGCACGCUUCUUGAAAAAGCCCAGCGAGGUUCUGGAGAGGGCAUUCCAACAUCUCCAGCCAGGGGGCUGGGUAGAAAUGCAGGACGUGUCCAUGGACUAUUACUCCGACGACGGCACGCUGACGGACGAUUGCCCCAUCCACGAAUGGUUCCGUUUGAUGCACACAAUUUGGCCCAACUACGACAUCGCAAAGCGCGGGGGACAGGUCAUGGAGGACAUUGGAUAUGUCAACGUGCAUAGCAAGGCCGUCGGUCUCCCCGUUGGGCCGUGGCCCAAAGACCCGGAACAGCGUACCGUUGGCCUAAGGAUGGCUACCGCCUUCUUGGUGAUCCUGGAGACUUGCAGUGCUUUGCUUCCCCAGGACCAGCGGCCCGCCGAUAUAGAAGUGUUGUCUGCGAGGAUAAGGGAGACAUUGAGGAAUAAUAAGAUCCAUAAGAUGACCAAGAUUUGCGCGUGGAUGGGACAGAAGCCCCUGGAUGGUUAGUUGGCCAGGGGAAGCGUCACACCUUUCAUUUGUUGCACAUUUAUAUCGCGAUAUAUGGCAUGUGGAUCAACGUGUUUAGAAAUGAUGUUUGGGUAGACUAGAAGUACGUGCAUUCAUUCAUGUACGCAUAUCCGAAGGCAGUUUAUACAACUUGCAGAAUCGUUCCACC